GUUGCAGGCUUAAGGAGGGUGAGUAAGGAUACAAGUACUGUAUUUACUUUUGACUUAGUGUGACUCAUCUUGUUGCAAUCUCUCUCAGCAAACGAUAUUCAUUACCAAAGAAGGAGGUGAGCUUGCACUGGGGAAUACUUAGCAUACAUAUGGAUAAUAUAGAUGACAUAUAAAUGUCACGUCAAACAUCUCCAUCCUAAAUACAUUUUCUGGACAGCACAAGACAUCCUCCUCUGAAUGCAUUUAAAUCGAUAUAUGUAAUGAAAAUAGCUUAGGCUACGCUAAGAGUUGCACGCCAUACUAAAACAUUGCAAACUUAUAUUGCGAUUGCUUGAUUCAUAUGCCUGAUCUCAAGGAGCAGCCUGUUGUUAAGCAGAAGCUCUUUCUUGAUGCUUUUGAAUUCUACAGUAUUGCUUCCAGUACCUCCAGUACUAACCAGUGAGAAGUUGAAAUCCUAACAGCUACAUCUUAUAAAUUCCUGGAUGAGGUCAUUGUUGAUAUUAACAUAGAGGUUUGGAUCAUAUCCUGCUGUGUUUUUUUCGUUUGAGCUCCACUUGCUUUUAAGGAGCGUCAACGGCGCGUCUGAUACCUCGGCUAAAAACUUACUGUUGGACGCAUCACCGUGGAGAGAGGAGGGUGCAUAUUUUACGCUUGGAGAUAGGGCCGAGGAGCUACUCUACUUCCACCAUGACUGAACGCUUUGACUGUUACUAUUGCCGUGACAACCUGCAUGGGAAGAAGUAUGUGAUGAAGGAUGAGAAGCACGUGUGUACAAAGUGCUUCGACAAGCUCUGUGCCAACACCUGCGCAGAAUGCCGUCGCCCCAUUGGGGCUGAUGCCAAGGAGCUGAACCAUAAGAACCGUCACUGGCACGAGGACUGCUUCCGCUGUGCCAAGUGCUACAAGCCCCUGGCUAACGAGCCCUUCGGCGCCAGGGACGACGGCAAAAUCAUGUGUGGCACGUGUGGCUCCCGCGAGGAUGGCAACCGGUGCCAGGCCUGCUACAAGGUGGUCAUGCCAGGCACCCAGAAUGUGGAGUAUAAGAACAAGGUGUGGCAUGAGGAGUGCUUCACCUGCUUCGAGUGCAAGCAACCAAUCCGCUCCCAGAGUUUCCUGAACAAGGGCGACGACAUAUUCUGUGGCCCGUGCCACGAGAAGAAAUUUGCCAAGAAAUGCUUCCACUGCAAGCAGCCCAUCACCUCAGGUGGUAUAAGCUACCAGGACCAGCCCUGGCACUCAGAGUGCUUUGUGUGUCGUACAUGCCGUAAGGGCCUGGCCGGAACGCGCUUCACCUCCCAUGAGGAGCAUGUCUACUGUGUGGACUGCUACAAGACCUCCGUGGCCAAGCAGUGCAACGGCUGCAAGAAUCCCAUCACAGGGUUUGGCCAUGGGACCAACGUGGUGAACUACGAGGGUCACUCCUGGCACGAGUACUGCUUCAAUUGCAAGAAAUGCUCCCUCUCCCUGGCCAACAAGCGCUUCGUCAUCAACGGAGAGGACAUCUACUGCCCUGACUGUGCUAAGAAGCUGUGAGCAUAGCCAGCAACGUGCCUUGUCUCAUUUAUGUUGGGGGCAGAACAUAAACGGGAUAAGCCAACUAACUCCAAUUAAGUGGCCAAUCAAGGUUUAAAAGAGAAAGUAUGUAUUAGGUUAAUCACCUGAAUGAAAUCUAACAGCAGUUGAAUAUGAAUCUUGUUCCACUGUUUUCUGUCAUUGUUGAAUACUAACACACCAAGUGGUUUGUUUUUCUUGGCCUACAAUAUGUAAUACUAACAAGCUUGGGUCAAAUUCAGAACUCUGCAUAAUCAUUGGGGAAUGCCCUUUUCAGUUCCUUACUGGAACAGUAAUAAUGGCUGUUACAGGCUUCUUGAAUCAUAUACUAGCUAAGUAAUCAGUCAUGGUUUCUCUGAAGUGAUGUGUUUGAAGAGUUGUUGACAGUUUUGCGUAUAGUGCUUCAAUAAUCAGUAUGGACAAACUAGGUCUUUGUAGGUGUCAAAGUGUAAUGCUCAGAGUCUAAAUCAUGUACUCAGCUUUUUGAAGUGAAGUUUAGGAUGUGAAUGCACAUUAUUGCUCAAUAAAGGUAAGCGCCAAAAUUGUGUUUAUUUCCCUCUGCUCGACAGAAAUGAAAGCCCUCUUAUUUUGCAAAACUUUAUUUAACAGUUCAUAUCCUCAGUACAUUUUAGAUAUAUUUACAAAUAUAAUUUGUGGACAGGGCUUGGGUUAGGGUCUGAAAAGCCUCCAGAAACCAAUUCAUAUUCACUGUAGCCCUGGUCAGGUAGAAUGAUUGUCAUGGCCAAGGUAAGGACAUGUGACGCGUUUUAUUAGUUAUUAUAGCAAUCUAAGGCACCAUUCUAGCCUACCGUCAUGAGAUCGCUAAGAACAGUUAGCUCCGUAUUCAAGCCCACCAAUGCAGAAAAGGGAUUAAAAUAAGUGUCCAAGUCCUGUUUAUUAGUAAUAUAUCAGGACUGCCAUGUAUUGGCGGUGUCUGACUGGAUGUGCCACUGCCAUUACCUAAGCACAUGUAGCGCUGACCACGGAACCACCAUGGGUUUCAUAUUGAACAUGUCUACGGCAAUACCCUGCACUUUGAAUAGAUGAAGGUUUAUCAAGUCAAGGAGGGAAGUUCAUAAAAAGCCUGGACGGGAAGAGAAAAUGUAUUUCCUUCAAGAAUACCAAACCCUCCCUCAGGACUAUACAGUGAAGUCACCCCAAUCUACAAAUGUAAUUCAUUUCAGAAAGCUUUUCAACCCUUUUAAAAAGUGGAAAACCUCCCACAGUGCAAAGCGUAUCAUAUUGUGAUGAAUAAUAAAAAGGUUUGCACAUGAAAACUAAAAACAGUUUCCCCUCUGACAGAGAUGCAUGUUAAAUGAUUAAGGGCUUGUUUGUUUAGUCAAAGUUACAUUCUUUAAGCCUAUAAGUCAAAGCUAAGCUCAUUGCCCACCAACUCUAGACAAUGUAUAAUAAAGCCAUUUCAGAGAAACCUUCUGGUUUAUUAGCACAACAAUCAGCCAACAGGCUUAUUAUGAGGCAAAAAAUAAGGUCCCCAAACCUCUGUUUGGACAAUUCAAGCAUAGGGAAUUAAAGCUUCUCGAUACAGCUUUAAAAAAAAUAAACGCACAAGACUGACCAAAUCACAUUGUUCCCGUCUCCAUCCUUCAGUGGUAGACUCCGUCACACUGCUGUUACAGAGGUGUGGGGCGCAGUGGUCAGAGUCCAUGUUAACUUUUCUAUUGCAACCUUCAAAAACACCAUCCCUGCAACCUUUCACACCAUGUUAAAAAGCCCUGAAACAUUAUCCCACUCCUCAGUCCACCCCUCAGUUGGGAACAAAUGCAAUUGUCUGAGGUGGUUGGGGGAUGAAAAGCAGAACCAUUCAGAGCAUCACAAAAAUGCCCUCAAUCAACAUACACACCCAUGUUCUCUGAACAGUAUGGGGACCCCAUGUGUUGUCCCCUAGGGCUUGUAGAGUACUAGAGAAGAGGGUUUCCUAUUAGCGCCCAGGGUAACUCCCCCCCCCCCCCCCCAAACAAACCUAAACUCGAUUCCACACAAACCCUUAGCCCCUAUCCCUUUGCACUUGAGGUGAUCUGCAAGUACUUGAUAGGUAUAAGCAAUAUAAUAGUGUCACCUUGUAGAAUUGGUUCCAGAUUGCUUACACCGAUCCAAUCUAGUGUCUAGAGGGUAGGGACUAGGGCUUGACUUGGAACAGUGCGUAGGGCAACAGCACUGACUACCCUGCCAAAGAGCAUGAGUCAAGCAGAACCCAAACUAAAAUACAGUAACAUGAGACAAUUAACAUCCAUUCCCACUACACCACCCCACCCACAUCGGCCUAACACUGAUUACACACACACACGGUACAAUAACACUUAAAUAUGGAAAUAUAUUUUCAUAAACAGACAGCCAAAUUAUACAUUAUAAAAAUAAUUGAAAUGUUUGUUUUUUUUGCCAGGAGAAAGUAUAAAAGCAUUAGCUAGUGUGUUGGAGAUCAUAGGGCCUUAGUAGAGAAGCAAUGGAAUUAGCUACACAGACUGCGUACAUCUACUGCCGGUUCAAAACUGCACUGAGAUGCCUGACAGAACUGUUGUUUCAGCCCUAUACUUUGGGCGUUGUAAGUGAGAACUUCAAACCAUUCAAGUUCAGUUUCUGGACUAGUACUGUACACACACACACACACACUUCAGAGAAAACUCUGAAGCAAUUCUAAAAUGAAGCUGAUGGACCUUGUCUGACUGCAAUUAACCAACAUACACAAGUUAAUCCGUUAUGGGCUAUAGUCAUUCAUAUGGUAAGAGUAUAGAUUCAUGCAGUCAUUGCUGGGGGUCAAGUUAUACCUCAGCGCUCAGGGUGCAAUUAAAUUAGAAUUUGACACGAGUUAGCUAACAAUUAAGUCUAUAUACACACACACAUACAUGUAAAACCGUAACGACAUGUCAAAAUAUUUGUAGGAUAAACCUAAAUUAACAGCAACAGUUAAACUUCACUGAACAAAUAUUCACAAAAUCACCAGCUUUUUGGGGAAUUCCUACAGCCUUCAGUUUGUAAAGACAAAGCAAUAGUCAAGAGUCAUUUCAUAAAACAAUCAGUUUGAUUUGUAGACAUAAGUGCCCCCUAGUGGCCCUAAGAAGAGUAGAAGUGAGGGAGGUGGGAGAAGGUGAGGGAGGUGGAGGGGCUCUGACCAGCCUUUCGGGGCACAGGGAGAGGGGUAAACCAUAGAAGAAUAGGAUCUAGAGAGUUUUAAGGCUGGAUCUAUGGAUGCUGGGAAAAGCAGCCUGCCAGACAAAUCCAGAAUUCUAGGUCAGAGUACAAUUUGGGUAGGAUGGGAUUACAGUUACAUAGUGCUGUUCACAGCUUGGGCACACAGUAGGUCCUAACCGGUUUGUGUAAGUGCUCCCUCAGUCUAUUCACUGGAGACGCACCCUUUAGGCAGACCCUGAGACUACAUUACCCAGCCCACUCCUCACCAAUCAAAAUGUGUUUGAUCACAUCUCAGCGGGGACUCAAGUUUCCUGACAUGAGAAGUAGUGAAGUCUUAACCAUCAUAUAGCAGAGUGCACGUGCAUCCUGGAAUAUUCUCAAACCAGAGUAACCCCCCCAAAAAUAGACAUGAGAUAAGUAAUUACAUAUUACAAAGCCCAAAUUUAUAAAUUACAUCACACCCCCUGCCCCACCAC
Messenger RNA from Oncorhynchus kisutch (coho salmon), 5174 nucleotides. Its product is annotated as four and a half LIM domains protein 1. The record is from RefSeq and is a predicted model, not a curated record. Gene Ontology annotation, biological process: muscle organ development. Gene Ontology annotation, molecular function: transmembrane transporter binding. NCBI's taxonomy places the organism in Eukaryota, Metazoa, Chordata, Actinopteri, Salmoniformes, Salmonidae. The coding region runs from base 688 to 1533 and encodes 281 amino acids. The transcript has 6 exons.